AUGGCUCAGAACAACGCUCAGGGUGAUGGUGCAGUUCAUCGAAUUGUAUGCCAGCUACCUUCAUUCUGGAAGGAUAACCCUGACUACUGGUUCCGCAACGCCGAGAGCAACUUUCACAUCGCGAACAUCACGGCGCCGACAACGAGGUACCACUACGUGGUGAGAAGCCUCGACCAGGCGGCUGUGCGCGAGCUCACCGACAUCCUCGACGACGAUGCUCUGCGUACCAACUAUGAGGAGUUUAAAAAGAAGGUAAUUGCUCGGUUUUCAUUGACUGACGAGAAGAAGCUGCGCGAGCUGCUCUCUACUGCUGAGUUGGGUGAUCGUACCCCCUCACAGCUCCUGCGCCACCUUCGUUCCCUCGCCGGCGCCAAUGUUCCGGACAAAAUGAUGCGCACCCUCUGGGCGGACAAACUGCCCGCCGCAGUGCAGACUUGCCUCGCACCUCAUCCUACCAUGGCUCUGGAGGAACUGACUGUGAUUGCCGAUAGCGUGUUUGAUGUUGUGAAGAUGCAACGCUCCAGUCAGGUAUGCGCCGCCACCUCCUCUCCCUCCGACCCCAUUGCUGAACUGUCUCGUAGACUUGAAGUUCUGGAGACUAACCAGCGGUCUUCUCGGCCGCAAGGUCAGUAUCGGGGAAACUGGAGGAAUCGUUAUGACCGCUCUCGUUCUCGCAACAAUCGGGAAUCUGAUGACUAUUGCUACUAUCAUCGCAGAUUCAAAGAGCAAGCCUACAAAUGCGAAAAACCAUGCUCUUACACUCCUAAAGCUGCCUCCCCUAACUCGACCAACAAGUCAAACUCCAACGGCAGGGUUUAG
This is a messenger RNA of Cloeon dipterum, 819 nucleotides long. RefSeq lists its product as uncharacterized. The transcript has a single exon. Lineage: Eukaryota; Metazoa; Arthropoda; Insecta; Ephemeroptera; Baetidae. The record is from RefSeq and is a predicted model, not a curated record. Bases 1 to 819 code for a protein of 272 amino acids.